This is a messenger RNA of Caenorhabditis angaria, 5772 nucleotides long. The record is from the annotation of a GenBank genome assembly. NCBI's taxonomy places the organism in Eukaryota, Metazoa, Nematoda, Chromadorea, Rhabditida, Rhabditidae.
AUGGAUAAACCAAGUCUUCUUUACGUCGAAAAAACUUCGAAUUUUUUGCGACGAAAAGAUCGAAGUAUAUUUCUCGUAUUUCUUGUCUUUAUCAUUUUCACUGCCUUUUCUUGGAGCUUUGGAGCUGAUAAAAAAUGCACAUUGAAAAAUUUGAGUGCUCACGAGUUGUAUAAAAUUCGAGAAAGUGCGCUGGAAUAUCAGGGAGUUCUGAAAUCCAGUGAUGGAAUCGGAUAUGUUUUCAAUAAUCAAGAUCAGAAGGAUUUUGAGCCUUAUCCAAUUUUUGAAGAGCUUGGGAAAUUGCCAAAAUGUGAAAAUUCGGAUAAAUCAUCAAAUUUUGACCCGAAAGCUCUGCUCCAAGCUUUUCAUAGUUGUAUUGAUCCAAUUUUUGAGGAUGAGUUGGAAAAUUUGAAUACCUCCGAAUUUUCCUGGAAUUUCUGUGCGGCCACGAAAAAAUGCGAUAAUCUGACGGAAUUUAAAGAUCUACCGAUUAAAGGGUUCAGAAAUCAACACGAGAUCAAAUGGGCAAUUUUGCCGAAUUGUGUGAGUUUCUUUUGCCAAACCUGAUUUUAAGAUAGAUUUUCAGAUGGAGGAAAAUGUGAUGGUUACCUUGGGAAUUGGACAUGAUGUGGAUGCGGAGAUUCGAUUGAAUAGGGUAGGCUGUUUUUGACACGUGGCAGAGGUUUGGAUUUUUCGGAUUCACGAGAUACUUCACUGAAUUUUUGGAAUUUGAAAAAAAUUAAUUAACUUUCUGAAACAGUGAAUUUUUAUUUAAGAAAAUUAUUUUUAGAAAUUGAAGAAUUUUUGCCACGUGGCAGAUUUUAAAUGAAACAUUGAAGCAGUAGAUUAGGUUUUAGCGCUGAUGAGACCUUUUAACAAAAAGUUCAAAUUCAAAAAUAUUCAAUUCAUUUUUUGAAACAGUGAAUUUAUUAUUCAGAAUAUAGAAAUAAGUUAGCAAGUUUCCUAAAACCAACAAAAAAGUUCAUAAAUUUUUUGAAACAGUGAAUUUUUCGAAAUUGAAAAAUUUUUGCCAUGUGGAAGAUUAUUUUCACAUGUUUUUUUGAACCAGAAAAUGUUUCAAUAGAAGAUUUUUUGACACGUGGCAAGAAAUUCAAAUUUUGUUGGAGAGAUUUCUAAACCCUCAUACCUAAUAAAUUUGUUGGUUCUAAUAACUUUUAAUUCAUUUUUUGAAACAGUGAAUUUUUUAUUCAGAAAAUAACAAUAAGAUAAUUUUUUCCCAAGUCGAGCAAAUUUCAAAAAAUUGAAAAAUACUUGAUGAAUUUUUGAAACAGUAUUUUUUUCUGGAAAUUUUGAAGUUGUAGGUUUUUUCUACGUUGUAAAUUUUUUUAUUUACAUGUAUUUAUUCUACACAAUGGUAAUAGAAAAGCUUCAUAAUUGAAGAAAAAUUUGAGCGCAUUUUUGAAACAGUGCUUUUUUCUUACAGUACAACUAACUUAAAGCAAUAUUAUUUUUGAACUAUGUAGAAAAUUCUUUAUAAUUCUCAUGAAACAGUGAUUUUCUCUUUGGAAAAAAUGUGUCUCGUUUCAUAUUUUUGAGAGUAGAAAAUGUUAUUUAUGGAUGAGACUCACCCUAUCAAACCCUUCGAGAAACUGAAAAAUCUGUAUGAAGUUUUGAAACAGUGAUUUUUUUAAAAAUCAAAUUUCUGAAAUGAAUGAUGACAUCUACUGAUUAAUCUGGAAUUUUUCUAAUGAGACUUUUGAAACAGUGAAUUUUUUCAGUAAUUUUUUGCAGCAAAUUUUUAGUGGGAGAAAUAUUCAACCAACUGAGAGAAUAGAAAAUAACUUUUUUGAAUUUAGCAAAUUUUCAUAGAUUUUUUCAAACAGUGAAUUUUUUUAAUAAACAAAAAUAAUUUUCCAAAAUUUUCCAAAAAUAUUCCUCCCGUGAAACACUUUUCCGAAACCGAAUAAAAUAUUCCAAAUCAAAAAUUUUUCAUCGAUUUUUUGAAACAGUACAUUUUUCCAUUGGAAAACAAUAUUUUGCCACGUAUAAUUUCAGCUAUUUAAAACACAUUUCCAGACUCUCCCAAACACAAAAUUCUACGGAGCCGAUCCAGUAAUCGAGCCAAAUCUUCAACUAUACUCUAGUUUUGGCAAAUUUUUCCCGUUUGCAGUUGGCCGAGAAGCCGGUGUCACAACUUUUCGAAUUUUACCAAAUCAGAAUCAAAGAACUCGUGAGUCCCUUUUCUCUCCAAAUAAAAAAUCAAUAAUUUUUUGACCAGGAAAAUAUUUCAACCAAGAUGUGACAACUGUAGAUGUCACAUAUUUUUUGAAAAAUAUUUUGAAGUUAUCGAAAAUCGAUUUUCUUUGGCUGGAUAUUGAGGGAGGCGAGACGUUUUUCUUAGACUUUUUUCAUCGAGGAAAUCAAUUUGAUUUGGCGGGAAUUUCGAUUUGUCAAUUCAAUAUUGAGGUGAAUCUAGUGUCAUUUGAAAAUUUACAAUUCAAAUUCAAAAUAUUCAGCUUCACCCAGUUUUGUGGAAAGGCGGAUAUCAGCGAGUUUAUGAUUUUUUGACGCAAAUUCGAAAAGAGAAUCGAUUUAUUUUCCUGAAGCCGAUGAAAACUGAAAAAGGAAUUUUCAGAUUGUUUUUUAUUAAUGUCGAGGAUCCGAAAUGUGUUAGAAAAUUUUUGUGAAUAAAAAAUUUGCUGUUUCAAAAAACAUAUUAUUUUUAAAGAGGGUUAGAAGUUUUCGUUAUGCGUUCCAUUGAAAUUUUUUUAGAAAAAUUUACUGUUUCAAAAAUUUUUGAAAAGGUUUGAAGUUUAUCAAACUUUGAUUUUUUUUUACACCUCACAUCAAAGUUUCAAGAAAGAACAAAAAAUUGUUUAAAAUGUUUCACUGUUUCAAAAAAACCACAUGUUUUUUAUUUUUUCUUGGAACUUUGAUUGUAUCACAAGGUUACAGCAAAUAUUAUAUUUUUAUCUAAAAAUGAAAAUUUUUGUGAAUAAAAAAUUUACUGUUUCAAAAAAAUCAUAAAUUUUUGGGAGAUUUUUAAGUUUUGAUGGGUGCGGGUGGGUGAACGAUUGUUCUAAUAUUUGAAAAAUCCACUGUUUCAGAAAUUUAUUGAAUAUUUUUCCUAAAUUAGUUUUGUGCUCGAAAAAUUACUGACAUUUUUCUGCUGUUUCAAAAUUUCUUUCAAUUCUGGAGAGUAUUAAAGUGAUUUGUUAGACAGACAACAAACUCUUUCUUCCAAAUGUUGUUCAAUGAUUAAUACAAAAUUGAAUUUUAAAAUUUUAACUGUUUCAAAAAUUUAUUAACAGUGUUAAUAAUAUUGUUUGUUGAUAAAUAGCUUACGAUCUCAAACUUUGAAAAAUCAAAAAUCUACUGUUUCUAAAAUUUCGUAAAUAUUUUUCAAUAAUUUUCAAAAGUGAUAAAUGAGUUCGCAUACUACUAACAAUUAAAAAUUACUGUUUCGUUUCAAAAAUCUGCUUUCCAGACAUCCUCGAAUCAAUUCACUGGAUCCACUGCGAAAUCCACAACUUUGGCGGCAAUCCAAAACUCCUUACCCUCGCUGGUCAUAGUGGUGGUGGAACUCUAGCCAAUGCAAUCACCUCAUCUCCACAAUCACGUGGUUUAAUAGCUCAGCAAAUGAUAAUGAGUGCUCCAGAUGGCACAAAAACUAGAUCGUCAAACUCGAAAAUCUUGAAAACUAUUGGAAAACGUUUCACUUUUUGUGAGAACUUCGAAUGUUUGCGGAAUAUUUCAGCGCAAGAAUUAUUAGAUGCUCAACUAGACAUCUAUAAAUUCGGCAGGAAUUUUAUCACCGAACCACAUGUGGAUGGCGAAUUUAUCAUUGAUUACAAUGAUAUUCUGAUGAGUUCCGAGAACUUUCAAAAAAUCCCAACAAUUAUUGGAACUGUGACUGGUGAAAUGAGUGAAUCAAUUUAUUCGCAAGACGAGAAUGGGGUGGCAAAUUUAACACGAGUUCGAGAACUUUGUGAACAUUUUGCAUAUCGAAAUGGCUACAGUAACCCGGAGAUUUUGGCGGGAAAAUGUGCGAAAAGAUUUGGAGAACUUGUUCGCCCACAAUUCUUUUCAGAUGAAAUUGAAUUUUUCAUGCCGGCCCGAAGAACUGCGCAAGCUCACGAGUCAUCCAAAAACGUACUGAUGUAUUCCUACAAGUAUUCAGGAGCUGGUGAAGUUUUCAAUAAAUAUAUGGCAAAUACUCCAGCACCAAUGCAUUCUGAAGAUUUGGUUUAUGUUUUUGGAACUCAUAGAAAAUCGGAAAAAAUGAAGAUGAAAGAUUAUUUGAUUGAAAAAGUUUAUAGUGGAAUAUUUGCGGAUUUUGUGAAUUUCAAAAAACCUUUGGAAAAUGAAAAUGAGAAUUGGGAAAUAUUUGAGGAGAAUAAUGGUGCACGGUAUUUUGAGAUUGAUUUUGAUGAAAAUGGAAAAUUGAUUGGAAAUGGUAUGAGAAAUGGAUAUUAUCAAGAUGCACAUAAAUUUUGGAAUGAGGAUGUGAAAAAGUGAGGAUUUUUGGGGAAGAGGCUUCAAAGGGAAUUUUUGCUUGUAAAAAUGCUCAAAAAUCUCGGUGAAAAAUUCAAAAAAAUUGAUAAUAUAAUUUUGAAACAGUGAAAUUUUUUUCAUUAAAAAACAUUGAUGUUCUGGUUAUGAGGAACUUUCCCGGUUUUAUAAUAUUUGAGAAAGUCCUAGAAAAAUUAUGAAAUAAUUCUGAAACAGUUGAUUUUUUGAACAGCAAAAAAUAGAUGAACUUUGAUUAAAAUUUAGAGAAAAGUGAUAUAUUAAUUUUGAAACAGUGAUAUUUUUUGACUAGGAAUGAUAUUUUGAGCUUUUGCACUAAUAUAACAUGGGAGCGUUUUGUAUAAUUCUAGAAAGUUUAUGCAAUAAUUUUGAAACAGUGAAUUUUUAUGAAACAAAAAACAGUAAAAAUAUUAAUAAAUUGUUAUCAAUUCGAAAAUCCAAGAAACUAAUUUUGAAACAGUGAUUUUUGUUGAGUUUUCAGAAUUAAAAAUUAAUUUUUUCUGAGGUACUAGUGAUUUUUUUUAGAACGAAUAGAAUCAUGAUAUACAAAUCUUGGAGGUGAAUCCGAGAAAAUUAAUUAAAUAAUUUUGAAACAGUGGAUUUUUGAAAAUAAAAAAUGCUAAAAAUAGGAAGUCUGAAAAUAGAAAAUAAAAAGUCUCGAAAAAAAUUCAUUAAAAAAUUUCCGUUGGGAAAAUGGAAACAAAAAUAUAAUCCCGAUGAAAAAUUCAAAAAAUUUACGAAGUAAUUUUGAAACAGUGAAUUUUCUUUGAAUAAAAAAUGCUCUGAAAAAAUUCUAAUUUAUAUUUUCACGGGCUGAAACUGAAAAAACACCUCAAAAUCCCUAAUUUUCUUCCAGAAACUUCCCCAAAACUCACAUGGAAAUAUUUCCAAAUUCAACCGAUAGUUUAUCAAUGACAGUUGUAAUUGAACCACUCGAAUCACAUCACACACAAAAAUCAUCAGAUUCAUAUAAAAAUUUGGAGACUAUGCAAUUAUUAUAUCUAGAAGCCGAUGCAUUUUUGGAGGAUUUGAAGUCUGGGAAAAUUUCAGUUUUGGAAGAGGAUUUGGAUCAUAGUCAUCAAUCAAUUCGUGGGUUUUUUAUAGGAUUACUGUCGGUCAAAGAAAAAAAAAAUGAUCUUUGAUCUCAAAUAAUCCACAUUUUCUAAAUUUUCAGAUGUGUUUUUGCUAACAGUUGGUUGCAUUUUGCUAAUUGCAAUUUUAUAUUUGGCAUUUACACAUUGGUUAAUGCAUCGGAAAAGAGAAGGUUAUAUGUUGCUCAAAUGA